AUGGCAGAAGCAUUGCAUUCGAAGCGCGUUCGCCGCGAGGAGCUCCACUCGCCUGCGUCCUCAGCACGCUCUACCCCAGACCCGGAGCUUGAGGAACUGCUGCGUGCGCGGCUGCGUAACCACUUCAUCUUCACCACUGCCGAGACUGACGAUGCCGCCCUCCAAGAUGCUGUUGUCAGCGACGAAGAGGAGACGGAACUGCGCCUCUUCACAACCACUUCCAGCAGUGCCCCCACCACGCACAAGAUCCGCCUCUCUUCGCCUGAUGCGGCCAACGGCGAGCCCGGCUUCCUCGUGAAGAAGCCCCGCUCCUACUACUUCGCGGAUGAGCCGACGAGUGAGGACCAGCUGCGACUCCAGGCUGCUGCUGUAGAUGGCAAGACCAUAUCUGAGCUUUCCAAACUGCCUUGGCCAGGAUGCGCGCUUCCAUGGAAGGUCAAGAAGCUAUCCCCAGCCGGCUUCAAGAGAGAAGUCCUCGUGGGCCAUCCGCCCCAGCCAGCCACAGUCGAGGAGACAAUCCACAAGCGCGCACGCAAGGGCAAGAAGACGAGGAUCGCCCUGCGGAAAAAGAUGCAGGCCAACAAGGACAAGCACGAGGAACAAGCUAGGCUGGCCAAGGAGAAGGAGGAGGCAGAGCGCGAGAAGAGGACGCGGCGGAAUAGAGAGAAGAAGCUGAAGAAGAAGGCAAAGUCCCAGGCCAAGAAGCUGGAGGGUGCCGAGGGUACCGAAAACACUAAUGAGCAGGCGGAAGCUAGACAAGACGAGAGCAUGGAUGAGAACUGA
This is a messenger RNA of Parastagonospora nodorum SN15, 783 nucleotides long. RefSeq lists its product as hypothetical. The record is from RefSeq and is a predicted model, not a curated record. NCBI's taxonomy places the organism in Eukaryota, Fungi, Ascomycota, Dothideomycetes, Pleosporales, Phaeosphaeriaceae. Bases 1 to 783 code for a protein of 260 amino acids. The transcript is spliced from 2 exons.